UUUUCGCUGUUUCGUCGUCGUCGUCGUCUUGUCGGUCGAUUCGGUUCGUGACGGAAAGAUCCCCGCGAUCAGAAGUGCGUUCUUUUUUCCCGCAAAGGAUUCGUCUGGUCCUUGUUCCAACGACGAAAAAAUCUAGUCCAGUGGUCCGCUAGUAGUCAGCAUGUCUUUCCUCGCACGUAAUGUAGCGAGAAGCCUGGUGCAGGCUUCUUGCCGUGGAAUCCAUUCCACCGGAGCGGUUCAAAACCCAAACAAAUCGAAGGAGGGCCGGAUCACUUGCACUAUGAUUCCGGGCGAUGGCGUUGGCCCAGAGCUGAUGUACUCCGUUCAAGAGGUGUUCAAAGCUGCUGACGUUCCGGUAGAUUUCGAAACUUUCUUCCUAUCGGAGGUCAAUCCCGUUCUGAGCUCUCCGUUGGAAGAUGUGGUGCGGUCCAUUCGUAAGAAUAAAGUUUGCCUCAAGGGCAUCUUGGCCACUCCGGAUUACAGCCGCACAGGCGAGCUAGAAACGAUGAACAUGAAACUACGCAACGAACUGGAUUUGUAUGCAAACGUUGUGCACGUGGUCAGCUUGGAAGGUGUCAAUACCCGUCACAAGGGCAUCGAUACCGUUGUUAUUCGCGAGCAAACGGAAGGCGAGUUUUCUGCGCUUGAGCAUGAAACCGUUCCAGGGGUGAUUGAAUGUUUGAAAAUUAUCACCGCCCAGAAGUCAGCGCGUAUUGCCAAGUUCGCCUUCGACUAUGCUACCAAGCACAACCGCAAGAAGGUCACCUGCGUCCACAAGGCCAACAUCAUGAAGCUGGGCGAUGGUCUGUUUAUGAGGAAAUGCGAAGAGAUUGCCAAGCUGUACCCUCGCACGCAGUUCGAGAAAAUGAUUGUAGACAAUACGACGAUGCAGCUGGUGAGCAACCCGAAUCAGUUCGACGUCAUGGUUGCUCCGAACCUGUAUGGUAACAUCAUCGACAAUAUUGCAUCCGGGUUAGUGGGUGGUGCUGGAGUCGUCGCAGGAGCAUCGUACUCCUCCGAGCAUGCCGUCUUUGAACCGGGUGCGCGUCACACUUUCGCUGAAGGUGUCGGCAAGAACAUUGCCAAUCCCACCGCUAUUCUGCUGUGCUCAUCUAAGAUGCUGCGUCACGUCAACCUACUACCCUACAGCCAGAUGAUUUUCCAGGCUGUUCAGAACGUGCUUAAGGCAGGUAAAGUGCGCACUAAGGAUUUGGGCGGUCAAUCAACUACCGACGAUUUCACCAAAGCCGUCAUUCACAAUCUGCAAUAAAAGGGCGACAUCUAGCGGUGUUUACUAACAGUAAGACACCCAAACAACCACGCAUCUGUAUUAAACACUGCACCGUACUAAGUGCAAGCGACCACUUAAAAUCGUUAAUUAGCUCCCGCGAACGUUACUUUUAGCAACAUCGUGUAUACUCGUAUAGCGAUCGUUGAUUUGAUAAAAUCUUAUUUAUUAAAAUACCUACCCUCCUACCGAAAUAAAGCUCCAAAAGUGUCAUCAUUCGAAUAACCAAA
This is a messenger RNA of Aedes albopictus (Asian tiger mosquito), 1518 nucleotides long. RefSeq names its product isocitrate dehydrogenase [NAD] subunit beta, mitochondrial (gene Idh3b). Gene Ontology annotation, biological process: tricarboxylic acid cycle; isocitrate metabolic process. Lineage: Eukaryota; Metazoa; Arthropoda; Insecta; Diptera; Culicidae. The record is from RefSeq and is a predicted model, not a curated record. Bases 161 to 1270 code for a protein of 369 amino acids. Gene Ontology annotation, cellular component: mitochondrion. Gene Ontology annotation, molecular function: magnesium ion binding; NAD binding; oxidoreductase activity, acting on the CH-OH group of donors, NAD or NADP as acceptor. The transcript has 5 exons.